ACUCCAGCUCCAAGAUGGCCGAAGAAUAUCUGUCAGAUUCUCGGCUGAGGAGUUGGUUGUCAAUUCAGUGGGAAAACUGGCCGUCUUUUCCCCUGGUGGUCGGCGUGGCCCUCACGGUAGCGACGUACUAUGUCAAGUGCGUCGCUAAGAAGCCGUUGCUGAUCACAGGCAGUGCUGAUUGUGCAGACUUCCUCCAGCGGCGCUGUCCUGUGCUGGUACAGGAGUACUACCCGACUGUCUGGUGCUUCACCUCACGUGCACACACUCUCAUCUGUGGCAUCAUUCGCGAUCUGGCGGACGGCAAGCCACCAUCCUACCGACAAGAUAUCCUUCACACUCCUGAUGGAGGGGAGAUCCACCUGGACUGGCUGGAGCACCAUGGCGACCAUCACCAUGGCAACCAUCACCACGACAACAAGACCCGCCCAACUGUUCUCAUCAUGCCUGGACUGACAGGAAACAGUGGCUCUGCAUAUGUAGCCAGACUGGCGCGCGGUGCUCACAAACAGGGCUACCGUGGCGUCGUGUUCAACAACAGGGGAACCAAUGGCGUGGAGCUAAAGAGUGCGAGGUCGUACUGUGCAGCCAACACUGAUGACCUUCACCUUGUGGUCAGCCAUGUAAAGACCCUGUACCCAGACGCACCACUCAUGGCCGUGGGGGUGUCCCUCGGGGGCAUUAUCCUGUUUAACUACGUUGCUAAGUUGGGUAAAGACUGUGGGUUGGUGGCCGCCAUGGUGGUGUCCGUGUCGUGGAACGUGUUUGAGGGCACGAGGUCGCUGGAGGAAACCGUCAACAAACUGCUGUUCAACAGGUACCUGGCCAAGGGGCUGACUACAAACCUGCGCAGGAAUCGUGUUGUCUUCGACCAGCAUGGCAGUAUUGACAUUGACCAUGCUCUCCAGGCCUCCACCAUAGGAGAAUUUGACGAGCGUUUCACAGCGAAAGUGUUUGGUUACGAGUCCCUGCAGCACUACUACACCGACGCCAGCCCUCAUCACAAAGUUCCCAACAUCCAGACCCCCAUACUGUGUCUGAACGCAGCCGACGACAUCUUUUCUCCUUUAGAUUCCAUUCCCAUAGAUGAAGUUGAGAAGAACCCAAACAUUGCGCUGGUUAUGACAUCGCACGGGGGCCACAUCGGCUUCGGUGAUUGGCUGUUCCCCACCCGUGAGAGUUUCAUGGAUAAACUGUACCAACAGUACGUGGAUGCGGUCUUCAAGUACGGACAGGAGCUGGCCAAUGAGGAAGAAGGAAAAUGGGUAGAUGCACAAGAUCAACGGAACUCUCCAACACAAAAAGCUUCCAGCGACACCGGGCUCUUCAAACUGUGCUUGGAGUUUGACACCAUCAUGUUUUCGUACUACAACAAGAGCGCCUUCCACGAGCGGUGUGUCCCGAAGCAGGACCAGGGCACCUCCCCGCCUCCAGCCGCGGGCGGAGGCGGCAAGCGCACCGAGGCAGAUUACCGGCACUGCAACGAGGUGGCCGAGGACAAGAUAUGGAGAGAAAGCGUCAAGAACGAGUGGAAAGGAGUUCAGCAAUGGGAAGAUAACUGGGGCUUCCUGAAGGAGUACGAUCAGAAGGGUCGGCCCAAGCCUCAGAAAGAGCUGCCGGACAGAGUUCCCGUGUACUCGGACAACAUGCCCAACACCACUAACGGCGUGAUCGGCAGCCGCAUGCGCACGGACAUCGGCCGGCACAUGUUCCAGCUCGAGCGCGCGCUCAUGACGGGGCACAAGAAGAAGAAACUCGGCACGGAGCUCAUGUGCUACGACUGACGACGUCACGGAUGACGUAAUGUGUGUGACGUCACAAAUAAUGCGGACAUGUAGAUGACGUCACAAAUAUUUAUGACGUCACAAAUAAUGUGGACAUGUACCUGACGUCACAAAUAUUGAUGACACUUUUAUGACGUCACAAAUAAUGAAGACAAGUUUGUGACGUCACAAAUAAUGCGGACAUGUUCAUGACGACACAAAUAAUGCGGACACCUUCAUGACGUCACAAAUAUAUGACGUCACAAAUAGAGGCAUUCAUAAGAAAUGUCAUUACCGAUGGACCAUACGUCAUCGCGCCAAGUGUAUAUAUCCAAUGUUGUUCCGUGUAGGAAUAAUGUCAUAGUUGUCAACUUGACGUCAUAGCUGUCAAUCAACCAGACGUCAUAGCUGUCAUCAACAUGACGUCAUCAGUUGAGACUGUCACUCAAGAUAUGAGGCUUUAAAAAAAGUGUAUAUCUAUAGGAGAAAAUAUCAACUCAAAAAAGAACAAACAGGACGUUACUAUACUCAGUUACAAAUAUGCCAUUAGAACUCCAAUAUUCGCGAAUUUCGCAGAUUUUUACUGUCAUUGAGUUCCAGAAAUUUGGUUGACAAUAUUGAAAAGUCAGUAAAGCUAACUAACUUUUGACAGUUGUUCACAGAAGUAGGCAGCGACAGUUGUAUGUAUAUAAACCCGUGCAAUACCUCCUCAAAGAAGGCAAUACCUAGUAAUACAUGUGCUACUCUGCCAAAAUCUCUUGACAGUUUUGUGGUCCAUUUUGUAUAUGAAUCUCUGUAUCUUUGUUUGAUUGUGAUUAAAACAAACAAGUUGUUCAUUGAAGAGAUAAUUUGAAAUUUUCUUCUUUUGGUGACAUUCAAAUUCAAUAACCCUCCCAUCCAUGCACCAAGCUCUAGUGUUAAACAGUAGAAGCCUGCUUUAAUAGAGGGGGUUAAAACUCAAAAUCUCUGACACCAAACCAAUGGGGCCAAAACAGAAUCAGCAAGUUCAGAGAAAAUCGUACUUUCAAACUGCCAAAACUGCAAAAUAUCUUUAAUAUCAUUUCAGGAAAUAGUAUAACACUGGUUAAUUACAGCAUAUAUAAUACUAUUAGAUAUUUUUGUAUUGUGUUGAGAUGUUGGUUUACUUCUACUGGGUUGUCCUUUUUUCUCUGAAAUUUUUGGCACAUUGACUGAUGUUGAGUAUCCUCAGACAUCUGUUUUCUAAUGUUAUAAAGAGUAAUUUUUUAAUGGAUAUUUUAUAUAAAUGUACUUCUAAAAGAUGAUACUAAUAGAACAAAGUUGUUGUAUUUGUGAAGAAAAGUGUAUCAUUAAUAUGUGUUUCCAGUUAGAGUGGUGCUAAAUCGGAAAUAAGGUCCAGAAAAGUCUUUGACAGAUUGAUUAUUGUACAGUUUUAAUAAACAAUGUAUUUCU
Molecule: messenger RNA, 3191 nt
Organism: Branchiostoma belcheri (Belcher's lancelet)
Lineage: Eukaryota; Metazoa; Chordata; Leptocardii; Amphioxiformes; Branchiostomatidae
Product: phospholipase ABHD3-like
Exons: 14
Coding region: 15-1781 (588 amino acids)
Biological process (GO): medium-chain fatty acid catabolic process; medium-chain fatty acid biosynthetic process
Molecular function (GO): acetylesterase activity; monoacylglycerol lipase activity
Source: RefSeq, a predicted model, not a curated record